This is a messenger RNA of Lontra canadensis (Northern American river otter), 319 nucleotides long. Its product is annotated as LITAF domain-containing protein-like. Gene Ontology annotation, molecular function: zinc ion binding. Gene Ontology annotation, biological process: regulation of cytokine production. The coding region runs from base 1 to 288 and encodes 95 amino acids. The record is from RefSeq and is a predicted model, not a curated record. The transcript is spliced from 3 exons. NCBI's taxonomy places the organism in Eukaryota, Metazoa, Chordata, Mammalia, Carnivora, Mustelidae.
AUGUACGUGCAGGGCGCCCAGGGGAUCCAGCCAGCAGUGUUCACCAGCUUGCCUAGGAUGGGGACUGCCACUCCCAUACGGUCCAUAUGUCAGUACUGCGGGAACUACAUCAUCACAGUGACCACCCCGGUCCCAGGGGUCCUCACCUGGAUGCUGUGUACCGGCCUCUUCAUCUUUGGGUGCUUCCUGGGCUGCUGCUUCCUCCCCUUCUGCGUGGACAGCUUGAUGGACGUGAAGCACACGUGUCCCGUGUGCCGACAGGAGCUCUUCCGCUACCAUCGCCUGUGAACACGCACAAAAUAAACGUCCACUGCGUGCC